AUGUCGUCGUCGAGACUUUGCGAUUCGUGCAAAUCGGCGUCAGCGACUCUUUUCUGCCGCGCAGACGCGGCGUUUCUCUGCGGCGAAUGCGACGGAAAGAUCCACACGGCGAACAAACUCGCUUCACGGCACGAGCGAGUCUGGCUCUGCGAGGUUUGCGAGCAAGCUCCUGCACACGUCACGUGCAAAGCCGACGCCGCCGCUCUCUGCGUCACGUGCGACAGAGACAUCCACUCAGCGAAUCCACUCUCUCGCCGCCACGAGCGCGUCCCCGUCACGCCUUUCUACGACGCUCCCGGAUCAUCGGCCAAAUCAGCCUCUUCCACCGUCAAUUUCAACGACGAAGACGCUGACGUCAGCAUGGAGGCUGCUUCCUGGCUCUUGCCCAAGGAAGGAGGAGUAGAAAUCCCGAAUUUGUUUUCCGAUCUGGAUUACUCGACGAAGAUUGAAGCCUCGGAGAAUAGCUCCGGAAACGACGGAGUCGUUCCUGUUCAGAUCAAGAGAUCUCAUCAUCAAUCCAUGUUUCUCAACGAUGAUUACUUCAAUUUCGAUCUCUCCGCUUCCAAAACAACGUCUCCACACGGAUUCACCUUCAUCAACCAAACUGUUUCGUCAAGAUCGGUAGAUGUAGCGCUGGUGCCUGAAGGCGGAGCCACGACGACGACGGCAACACCAGCCGUGCAGUUAUCACCGGCGGAGAGGGAGGCUAGGGUUUUGAGGUACAGAGAGAAGAGGAAAAAUCGGAGAUUCGAGAAGACGAUAAGGUACGCAUCACGUAAAGCAUACGCAGAGAUGAGGCCGAGGAUCAAAGGACGUUUUGCAAAGAGAACAGAUUCGAGAGGAGACAAUGGAGGAGAAGUCGGAGUCUAUGGCGGAUUCGGCGUCGUCCCGAGUUUCUGA
Messenger RNA from Arabis nemorensis, 900 nucleotides. Lineage: Eukaryota; Viridiplantae; Streptophyta; Magnoliopsida; Brassicales; Brassicaceae. The record is from the annotation of a GenBank genome assembly.